Psilocybe cubensis is the source of this 420-nucleotide messenger RNA. RefSeq lists its product as uncharacterized. The transcript is spliced from 2 exons. Bases 1 to 420 code for a protein of 139 amino acids. The record is from RefSeq and is a predicted model, not a curated record. Lineage: Eukaryota; Fungi; Basidiomycota; Agaricomycetes; Agaricales; Agrocybaceae.
AUGCCGUUAGCCCAUCUUGGUAUUACCGUGCAAGAUAUCAGCAAGGCACGCGCCUUCUACGAAGCUGCCCUCAAGCCCUUGGGAUACACGGUCCAAGUCACUUUCCUAGAUGACAAGGUCCUCGGUUUGGGAGAACACUAUCCCGAUUUUUGGAUUUCUGAAGUGAACGCGCGCAAGACGGAAGAAGAGAAGAAAGCACUUCCACCGCAGUCCGGUCCAGCUGGAGAAUUCAUUCAUCUCGCGUUUAGUGCUAAGAGCCGUGAUGAAGUCGAUCAAUUCUACGAAGCAGCCAUUGCUGCUGGCGCAAAAGAUAAUGGAGCCCCUGGCUUGCGCCCUCACUACGGACCAACUUAUUAUGGUGCAUUUGUCUACGACAUUGAAGGCCGAAACCUUGAAGCUGUUUACCUUGGGGAAGCUUAG